CGGAGUUUCCACGACAGCUGGAAGCCGAGCGGCACAGGCGCAUCGCUUCUUUUGCUAAAUUUGUUGGAAAUAACAAGACUUCUGCUCGUCUCAGCACCUCCAGAGAAACCCAGGUCUGGCAUGGGCGACAAGAGGAGUCCCACAAGGCCGAAGCGUCAACCGAAGCCCUCCUCCGACGAGGGGUUUUGGGACUGCAGCGUGUGCACGUACAAGAACACGGCCGAGGCUUUUAAGUGCAUGAUGUGUGAUGUGAGGAAGGGGACAUCAACAAGGAAGCCUCGUCCCGUCUCCCAGCUCGUCUCGCAGCAGCAGGUAACGCAGCAGUUUGUGUUACCCUCGCAGCCGAAAAAGGAAAAGAAGGAGAGGGUAGAGAGGGAGAAGAGUGACAGAGAGCCGGCGUUCAAGAAGAAUAGUCACAAGAAGAUGAGGCCGAGAUUAAAAAACAUCGACCGGAGCAGCGCCCAGCACUUGGAGGUGACAGUUGGGGACCUGACGGUCAUCAUAACGGACUUUAAGGAGAAGGCCAAGCCCUCGUCCACCUCAGCCACGUCCUCCAGUGCCGCAUCGUCAGUGGUCGACCUCCACAGUCAGAAUGGCUCCAGCUCAGAAAACACAGAGAAGGGGCUUUCCCGCUCCUCCUCACCCCGGGGAGAGGGGAGCUCAGUCAAUGGAGAGUCCCACUGAGUCACCCCCUCAAAUCCCCAUCCACCUCCAGCCACAUCUCACCUGCAAGUCCACAGGUCACUGGAGGGGAAUCCUACGUUUACUUUAGAACUGCACAAAAAAAAAAAACGGUUUUUCCUUCCUUACUUUUUUUCUGGAAUUGUGACCUAUUUCUCAGAGAACCAAUCAUAUUUGGCAAGUUUAAUCAUUUGAAAAGAUUCUCCACAGCACUGGAAUUGUGACUUUAGAAAGCAAUAUGAAAUACCGUUUUUCUCCAUCUUGGAAGUUGCAGUAGUCUAAAUUACAAAUAAAUGUUUGGGCAGUGUGCUGGACCCUUUCAGUUUUUUAUCCUCUAUGGUUUCCUUCAGAUGCACCUGCCUAUCAAGAUUUUUCUGUUUUCCAAUAUUUUAUUAAAUGAAGUGUGCAGCCCCCUAGGUAUCAUCUUCAGUGGCCAGCAGAGUGACCUAUUCUUCCCCCAUGUGGAAUUCUCAGCCAAUGUCGGGAUUCUUAACCUACCUGUUAUAAACCUGAACCAUCUAAUAUACAGUAUCUCAGUGUCCUUACGCUGAAACGUCAGUCAAACAGUGAACCUUUGCUCCUGAUCUUGAUACUCCAAGCUUUUACUUCUGGACUGCCUCUGCUGAAGAGUGACUUUUUUGACACAGCAUUGUGGCUAUACUUCUGGCACCAUUUGCUGAUUUCCAUAAUGUUUGGAGCAGGUUGUUUAGUUCAGGUAUGCUUAUUAUAUCCAUAUAAUGGCACCUGACAGGAAGGUACAGCAUAUGAUAUUAAAGGUUAA
This is a messenger RNA of Xiphias gladius (swordfish), 1462 nucleotides long. It is a transcript of the gene yaf2, whose product is annotated as YY1 associated factor 2. Gene Ontology annotation, cellular component: nucleus. Gene Ontology annotation, biological process: positive regulation of DNA-templated transcription. The transcript has 4 exons. Bases 121 to 684 code for a protein of 187 amino acids. Lineage: Eukaryota; Metazoa; Chordata; Actinopteri; Istiophoriformes; Xiphiidae. Gene Ontology annotation, molecular function: transcription coregulator activity; DNA binding. The record is from RefSeq and is a predicted model, not a curated record.